Messenger RNA from Megachile rotundata (alfalfa leafcutting bee), 1073 nucleotides. Its product is annotated as prostaglandin E synthase. NCBI's taxonomy places the organism in Eukaryota, Metazoa, Arthropoda, Insecta, Hymenoptera, Megachilidae. The record is from RefSeq and is a predicted model, not a curated record. Gene Ontology annotation, cellular component: membrane.
AACUGCACUAGUAAAAAUACAAAUUUUCCCGAACUUCUCCCCAUUUUAUUCGAUUUACCCUACUUACCAACUCGCAUUUUCGCGCGAGGAAUAAAACUCUCCUGUACGAAACAAAUGUUUCGUUUCGGAUACGUGUCCCGCCCUCGGUGUGUCAGGUGUCGAUUUGACUUCCAAAUAGGUCUCGAAGCAGGAUCACGUUCGAGACACCGGUUUUCAUGGUAGUCAGUCGUCUACUAGCAAACGAAGGGAAUUUUAACGCGAUCACAUCCACCCGUUUCUUCCGUCAACGACUUUUAUUCGUUCCGCCGUUCGAUUCUCCCGCUAACUUUCUGAUACGAGUCUCGAUACGUUGACGCUCUAUUAGGUCUUUUUCUUUCUUCCUCUUCGUGUUGCCACGUUUUAUCGUGAUGCUAAAUAAAUGAUUCUCUUUCUUCCGAUAUACGGAACAACGUAAGAAAUGUUGAAGAAAUACAACGGGAAAGGCAGCGCAUUCUUACUGUUUUCCUUGUCGAUAUAAAACUGCUUGAUAAGGUGGAUCGAAACAAUGGAAAAUAAUCUUGCGAAGGAGUUGUGGAGUAUUUAUGCUUGCUGGUCGUGUGUCCUUGCUUUAAAAAUGUUCUCUCUCGCGUGGUUCACUGGGCGUAUUCGAGUACACAGACAGGUAAUUCACAGUGAAGAAGAUAGAAUGUGGAUGAAAGGUCCAAAUAUAAUUUUGUGCUCGACCGCCGGCGGUCAUGAAGACGUGGAUCGUAUUCGAAGUGCUCAUCGUCAUGAUCUCGAAACUGUUCUCCCUUAUCUGCUAAUUACAGCGAUAUGGUUGAACACGUCACCGUUGUAUCUUGUAGCCAAGACUAUUCUGCCUUGUUUCCCAAUAUUCAGCAUAUCAUACACCCUGAUGCACAUGGACAUCGUGAACAUACCUCGUUAUUGCAAAACAAUUCUAUUCGCUUUCGAAGUUUCUAUCUUGAUUUUCAUGUCCGCCAUGUCUCUGCGAUAUUACUUAAGUGUAUCCUAAACUGAUAAUAAACUUUUGUAUACUUGUUUAUAGUCGAUACAAGUUUUCGUUGUGUUAA